Molecule: messenger RNA, 529 nt
Organism: Staurois parvus
Lineage: Eukaryota; Metazoa; Chordata; Amphibia; Anura; Ranidae
Source: the annotation of a GenBank genome assembly
CAGAUAUAGUGAAUGCAGGGUCCGGGGAGACCAGAUAUAGUGACUGCAGGAUCCGGGAAGACCAGAUAUAGUGAAUGCAGGGUCUGGGGAGACCAGAUAUAGUGAAUGCAGGGUCCGGGGAGAGCAGAUAUAGUGAAUGCAGGGUCUGGGGGAGACCAGAUAUAGUGAAUGCAGGGUCCGGGGAGACCAGAUAUAGUGAAUGCAGGGAUCCGGGAAGACCAGAUAUAGUGAAUGCAGGGUCCGGGGAGACCAGAUAUAGUGAAUGCAGGGUCCUGGGAGAGCGGAUAUAGUGAAUGCAGGGUCUGGGGGAGACCAGAUAUAGUGAAUGCAGGGUCCGGGGAGACCAGAUAUAGUGAAUGCAGGGUCCGGGGAGAGCGGAUAUAGUGAAUGCAGGGGUCCGGGGAGACCAGAUAUAGUGAAUGCAGGGUCUGGGGAGACCGGAUAUAUGAAUGCAGGGUCCAGGGAGACCAGAUAUAGUGAAUGCAGGGUCCGGGGAGACCAGAUAUAGUGAAUGCAGGGUCCGGGGAGA